AUGGCACAUCUCGCGGAAGUACGGAAAAGCUGGGCAUUCUACGAGAAGCAUCUGAAAGGUAACGGUAUGGUGGUUUUGGACGGUGAGAAGAACUCACUCAAACUAGCUCAAAUAGUGGUUGUGUCAAGGCUAUCUUCAGAGACUUCGUUACUGCAGUCGGAUUCGAUUUCCAAACGUGUCCAGGAAAGCAUUGACACACUGGAAUCUCAUUUAAGGAAUGGCGAGGACGUUUAUGGCGUCAACACAGGCUGUGGUGGUAAUGCCAACACGAGAACAGAAAAGCUUGAAAUGCUGCAGAAGGCCUUCCUGCAGCAUCACCAAGCAGGGAUUUUGCCUGGGACGCCUGGACUGAAUGGCUGCAACUAUGCUCUUCCAUUGGAUGUAGUGCGGGGAGCCAUACUAAUACGCUGCAACUCGCUUCUUCGGGGUCAUUCUGCUGUCAGAAUGGAAGUGAUUGAACUUCUGCGGCAAGCCCUGAACUGCAAUAUUACACCCUUGAUCCCACUACGAGGCAGUAUCUCGGCAUCGGGCGAUCUGUCUCCACUUUCUUACAUUGGUGGGCUCGUCGAGGGUAACCCAGAUAUCUUCGUCCAUGUCAGACAGAACGAGGCCAACGCCACAGAAAGGGAUAAAGUUGUCUCUGCAGCAGAUGCUUUACACCAGUCCAAUAUUACCCCCUUGACUCUGAAGGCAAAGGAAGCAUUGGGGGUAAUGAACGGGACGGCUCCAAGUGCUGCAGCAGCAGCAUUGACGUUGUACGACACAAAUAACCUUACUAUCUUGACCCAACUCCUAACGGCAAUGGCAACUGAAGCCCUCCUGGGCUCAGUGGACAACUACCAUGACUUCAUUUCACAGUGUCGGCCUCAUACGGGCCAGAUGGAAGUGGCAAACAACAUCAGAUCAUUCCUUAUCGGGUCCCAGCUCAGCAGAAAGAUGCAUUUCAAGCAACAGGGAUUGGUACAGGAUCGAUAUGCUCUUCGCACUGCACCUCAAUGGAUUGGCCCACAAGUCGAAGAUCUCUUAGCUGCAAAUUGCCAGAUCACCACUGAGCUCAAUUCUUCAACGGACAAUCCAUUGAUCGACGUGCCCGGAGAUCGUUUUCACCAUGGUGGGAACUUCCAGGCCGCUUCAGUAACGUCUGCCAUGGAGAAGACUAGAACGGCCUUGGUUAUGCUUGGAAGGCUUGUGGUGUCACAAUGCCAGGAGAUCAUCAAUCCAUCAACGAACAAGGGCUUACCUCCUAAUCUCUGUCUUGACAAUCCCAGCCUGUCAUUUACCUGCAAAGGAAUCGACAUCAACAUGUCAUCAUACUUUUCUGAGUUGGCAUUUCUCAGCAAUUCCAUCCCUAGCCAUGUGCAUACUGCAGAGAUGAACAAUCAGUCAGUGAAUUCACUGGCUCUCAUUGCUGCUCGGUAUGCAGCGCAAUCUGCCGACAUUGUCACAAUGAUGUGUGCGGCACAUCUAUAUGUGCUUUGUCAAGCACUCGAUCUACGCGCUCUGGAAAAGGACUUUUUCGAUGCUAUUAAGCCCUGCUUGUCCUCCCUUUUUGAUGAACUCUUCCAAAGUAGCGGAGUGGCUGGAAAUUUUGAAAAUGUCUGGUCACUAAUCACCACAUCAUGGCAUGCGCACAGUGAGUCUGACAUAGACUCCCGCUGCGAAAAAGUUUCGAAACACUGUGCACAUGCGAUAUUUGAUGAUCUCAUGUCCACCGGCGCAACACCAUCCUUAUAUGUGUCUGUACAAAAAUGGAAAUCUUCGGUGACCUCCGUUCUGUCUCAAGCGCAUGAAAGAACGCACCACCAGUUCACGAUGCAUCCGUCUACGCCCGAUUACCUGGCCCUCUCAACCAAGGAAAUAUAUCUCUUUGUACGCCAGACACUCCGCGUUCCUCUGCACCGUGGACUGGUAGAUCAUCCAGAGGCAUCGGACAGUGACAAAACAAAAAAGACAAUCGGGACGAAUAUCACGCAGAUCUACACGGCAAUUAGUAAUGGGCGGAUCACGGGCGCUUUGCAGAAGGCAACACAGGAAGCAAACUUAACUUCAUAG
This is a messenger RNA of Penicillium alfredii, 2052 nucleotides long. Its product is annotated as aromatic amino acid ammonia-lyase. Gene Ontology annotation, biological process: L-phenylalanine catabolic process. The transcript has 3 exons. Gene Ontology annotation, molecular function: ammonia-lyase activity. The record is from RefSeq and is a predicted model, not a curated record. The coding region runs from base 1 to 2052 and encodes 683 amino acids. Gene Ontology annotation, cellular component: cytoplasm. NCBI's taxonomy places the organism in Eukaryota, Fungi, Ascomycota, Eurotiomycetes, Eurotiales, Aspergillaceae.